This is a messenger RNA of Cantharellus anzutake, 2030 nucleotides long. RefSeq names its product cytochrome P450. NCBI's taxonomy places the organism in Eukaryota, Fungi, Basidiomycota, Agaricomycetes, Cantharellales, Hydnaceae. Bases 414 to 2030 code for a protein of 538 amino acids. The record is from RefSeq and is a predicted model, not a curated record. The transcript is spliced from 14 exons. Gene Ontology annotation, molecular function: oxidoreductase activity, acting on paired donors, with incorporation or reduction of molecular oxygen; iron ion binding; monooxygenase activity.
GUUUUGUCUUAGCGGUCUAGGUCUCUUGAGAAAUACUCAUUUUGUGUUUGAAACGGCUUCUUUACGGUGCUCAUAUUGUCUCAGCGGGUGCUAGUGUUUCCAUCUGCGACGCAGUACAGUGCACAAAGUGUUUGUACUGAAUUAACUUUACUCGUUUGCUGGUGGAAGUUGCACAUUACCUUUUAUCACGGCUAUGAACGGCCAUGGUUAACAUCAUGAUGGGUACGCAAGCCCUAUCAUUGAAGAACCAGCUUGUUAACGGGCAACCCUUGAACUAACAAACGUGAAACAGGCGGAAGAAACUUGUCUCUUCAACCUGAACAGAGGCCAAAGAUAGGGUCGCCAGUAAAUCCAGCAGCACCUCAGUGUUCUCCGAGCCCGCUCUCACUCUCGAUAUAAUUUGAGGCAUCCUCAUGGAUCCACUCCACUCCUCAAUUUCUCCACUUCCAAGCUAUCUAGCGGCAGUCCAUAAUAUGUUCUCGACAAUUAUGUGGCUUCUCUUAUUGGUUUUAGCUGUUUGGAGGCUUGCUCAUGCUCGUCGUCUGAGACGUCGCUCCAAGGGCUUCCCAUAUCCCCCUGGCCCAGUGGCCGGUGGCCUUGUUGCUUACCCCCUCCUUCGCCCGCACCCGAAAGAAUCACUUCCUUGGAAGAAAUUAUUCGAAAUGCGGAACACUUACGGGAACAUUAUUCGUUUCAACCUCUUUGGCCGUCAGAUGGUUGUUCUUAACAGCUACGACGUAGCCAAGCACAUGCUUGAGAAGGACGCGGCGAUCUAUUCGAAUCGUCCUACGAUGGCUAUGUUUGGGGAAUUGAUGGGUUUCUCAGAAAGCUUUGCCCUUGCCCCUUAUGGAGCCCUUUGGAGGGAGCACCGGGGGCUACUUCGCCAAGUGAUCGCCAAAGGUGCGAUGGCUGAAUUUCAUACUGAACUCCAGGAGUCAGCACUCCACAUACUUGCCGAUGCUCUUAAUAAUCCGCAUGAAGUGACCGAAAGUCUUCGUUUUCGCAUUGGCGCAAUGAUCCUCAAGACGACAUACGGAAUAACGGUCAUAUCCCCCGAAGAUCCGUAUUUGAAGGACGCCGAAAAAUUGGUUCAAGCAAUCACUUCCGGCUUGUUUGGCCGAUAUCUCGUUGACUUCUUCCCUUUCCUCGCUCAUAUUCCCAGUUUUUUCCCAUUCGCUGGGUUCAAGAAGGAAGCCAAAUAUUGGCGCGCCGCUCGCGCGGAGCUUAUGAAUCGACCCUUUGAGUACGCAACGUCUCAGGAAAGGAAGAGAACCGAAUCGUCGUGCCUUGUGAAUAGACUCUUAUCGUCUGGGAAGAGUCCGGAUUCUGUUAAAAACGCCGUCGGCACUUUCUAUGCUGCUGGGAUCGAAUCGACGGCCACGGUGAUCAACGCAUUCCUUAUCUCCAUGAUGCUCUUUCCUGCAGUACAGCGAAAAGCACAGGAGGAAUUGGACUCAGUACUGGGGACCUCGGCUAGGAAUGAAGUCCUACGUUUACCAACAUUUGAUGACCGGCUCCCCUACCUCGAGGCCUUGAUCAAGGAGGUAUAUAGAUGGCACCCAGCAACCCCAAUGGGCCCGGGUCACGCGCCAAUUCACGAUGAUGUUUUUGAGGGUUAUUUCAUCCCAGAGGACUCGUUCAUUAUGGCAAAUCAGUGGGGGAUGAGCAGGGAUGAAAAUUAUUACCCUGAUCCUGAAGAAUUUAGACCUGAACGCCACUUGGGUAAAACUCCAGCUCUGAAUCCAAGGGAGAUUAGCUUUGGGUUUGGGAGAAGGAAAUGCGUCGGUUCGCACUUUGCAGACGCUGUCAUCUUCAUCACGGUUUCAUCCAUUUUAUCAACCUUCAAUAUCUCCCAGCGCGUCGGAGAGGGUUGCAUCGAACCUGACCUCCGUAUAGGCCACGCAAAUGUAAUCGACAACGUAGCUUGCAAUUUGACGCCUAGAUCUCUCGGUGCUGCUGCACUCAUUAAUGCAACACUCGAAUCUCUUGAUAAUAUCUUCCGCAGGCAAGGAGCUCAGGCUAAACAAUGA